AGUGGAAAAAUUUCUGUAACUUCGGGGGUUUUCCGUCUCAUAUCACAUCGCUGACGCCGGCCGCAUACGGCGCUUUCUUCUUCUUCGUUCUCCCUUCGGUUCCCUUCGCUCUCCCUCGCGAUUUCGUUCCUCAAGGUGUGCCACAUUGUUUAUUAUCAGUGUUAGUUUCCAAUGACAUCGUCUAAGAGGCCAAAUGCGGAGUCAAAUGGGAAAGCGAAACGCCAAAAGUCAGGAACUGGUUUUUCGCCGUUGGAUUUUGCUCCGGGGAGUGUUGUUUUCCGGUUGCUCUGCUCCGCGUCGAGGAUUGGGAGUGUUAUCGGCAAAGGUGGUGCCACCGUGACACAAAUCCGACAGGAGACUGGUGUGAAGGUUAAGAUUGAGGAAGCUGUACCUGGAUGUGAUGAGAGGGUUAUUACUAUUCUAGGUUCUGAUAAGGAGACUGAGGAAGUCACUGACCAAGGAAGGGAGGUUAAUAACAAUAACAACAACAAUAAAAAUGAUGAUGAUGAAGCUGAGAGCAAGGAGAAGGAGAUUGGGGCAAAAGACGAUGCAGACAAUGAUGAAGAUAAGGGGUCUGUUCCGGUUGAAGAUUUGAAGAGUGAGAAGGGGAAUUCUGCCAUUCGGAAGGCUCUCUCGCUGGUUUUUGAGAAGAUGGUUGAAGGAAUGGAGGAGACAACAGAGGGGGAUAAAGAAGGUAGUAAAUCUUUGUCCUUUGUUUUUAGGCUACUUGUCCUUUCUAGUCAAGUUGGAUGCCUUCUGGGGAAAGGUGGUAGCGUAAUAAAGCAAAUGUCAGCUGAUAGUGGGGCACAGAUUCGGAUCCUUCCAAGGGACAAACUUCCACUGUGUGCGUCGGAUUCUGAUGAGCUUGUUCAGAUCACGGGGGGAAUCGACGUCGUCAGGAAAGCUCUUCAAUCUGUUUCUCAACAACUUUUGGAAAAUCCACCUCGGGAUCAUGAACCUCUUCGUGCCAAUCCUACAGGACCAUCUUCUCAUUCAGCUGGUCAAUUCCCACCACAUAACCGUUCUCUUGCUGCACAAGGAGCGCCUUUUGCUGCAGGACCUCGUGAUAUUUCUGUUUUUCAUCCUGGUCCUCCUGUAAUUCCCAAAUUUCAUGAAGGUGCCAUACAUGGACGCAUGAGGCCUUCACAGGAGAUGCUUACUUUCCGUUUAUUGUGUCAUGCUGAAAGAGUAGGAAAUGUUAUUGGUAAAGGUGGAGCAAUCAUAAAGGCUGUGCAACAGGAGACAGCUAGUGAAAUUAAGGUUAUAGAAGGCAGUCCAGAUUCAGAGCAUUGCAUUAUUGUCAUAUCUGGUCCAGCGCACCCAGAUGAUAGAGUAUCUCCCGUGCAAGAGGCUGUAUUUCGUGUGCAGAGCAGAAUAGGAAGGUCUAUACCUGAUCCCAAAGAGCAUAAUAUGUUAGCUAGGCUUCUUGUUUCUUCCAAUCAAAUAGGUUGUCUCCUUGGCAAGGGUGGUUCCAUCAUAACCGAAAUGAGGAAGUUAUCAGGGGCCCAUAUCCGUAUAUUAGGCAAGGAUAAGGUUCCAAAGUGUGCUUCAGAAGAUGAAGAAGUAAUUCAGAUAAGUGGAGAAGUCGAGGCAGUGCACGAUGCACUUCUGCAAGUAACCACAAGACUAAGACAUCAUUUCUUUCGUGAUGCAUUUCCAUCUAUCAAUUAUCCUUCCAAUUCUCCAUUUCUAGAUCAAGGUCCUCCAUUCCCACCGUACUUUGGAAGGCGAGGACUUUCACCACCAGGGAUGUAUUCUAAUCUAGGUCCACCUCCACUCGGGGGUUUUCCUCUUGAUGAUGGUCCUCCUUUUAUUAAUAAUAUACGCAGACCAGGCAUUCCUCCUCAUUUAUCCGAAAGAAAGCCUUGGGGUCCUCAGGGGUUACUAGAAGGUGGUGGACCCAUGGGCUUACCAGACUUUCCAGGAGGCCCUCAUAGGAGAAUUCCAGGAUUUGCAAGUGGGGGCCAACCGAUUAUCACUAGUACCACUGUUGAAGUAGUUGUUCCUCGAAAGCUUGUGCCUGUAAUUUAUGGGGAGGAUGGUGAAUGCCUAAAACAAAUACUUGAGAUCUCUGACGCAAAUAUCAAAUUUAUGGAUCCAAAGCCUGGAGCUGUGGAAACCAAGAUUAUAAUAUCAGGAACCCCGGAGCAAACUCAUGCUGCCCAAAGUCUUAUUCAGGCGUUUGUCUUGAGUGAGACAGAGUCUGGUUGAUCUCUCUACUUGGGUAAUACAUUGUUUAUUUUACUCUGUAGCUGCAAUUGAGUUCAUUAUUUUCCUUACUGUUAUAUCUUGAUGUCACAAAUUGUAGAAGGAAAGCAGUGUAAAGUGUUAAUUGUCAUCUUAUAGAAAAGACCAUUCCCCAUCUUUGCUUUUAUGCACACUUGGGUUUUA
This is a messenger RNA of Arachis stenosperma, 2391 nucleotides long. RefSeq names its product RNA-binding KH domain-containing protein RCF3-like. NCBI's taxonomy places the organism in Eukaryota, Viridiplantae, Streptophyta, Magnoliopsida, Fabales, Fabaceae. The record is from RefSeq and is a predicted model, not a curated record. Gene Ontology annotation, cellular component: nucleus; cytoplasm. Gene Ontology annotation, biological process: regulation of gene expression. The coding region runs from base 172 to 2211 and encodes 679 amino acids. The transcript has 8 exons. Gene Ontology annotation, molecular function: mRNA binding.